AUGGCCAUGAGUGAUGUCUACUUCCUUGUGGGCCUGGCUUCAGAAGCCCACUGUCUUCUAACUUGGAAAAAGAUGCCCAAAGUUGAGAACGUGCCAAACAUCACCAUUCAUAAUGCUACAACCCAUCCACAUGUGACCUACAUCCGUUGGAAAGUGCAUGGAGACUGGGUUACUCAGGUGAACUACUAUGAUUCUAUGAAAGCCGUCAUUUCCAGCUCCAACCACGAGGCCACAGCUCUAGUCAUAGGAUGCACUACAGGAACAACAAAUGUCAAACAAAAGAUGAAAGAAAUAAGAAAUGUUAUAAAAGAUGCCAAGACAAGAAAAGGUGGCAUAUUGCCCCAAAGGCGAGCAGAAUGUGAUCAAACAGUGUUUUGCAUCCGUAAAGGAGUCAAGGCAUUUUCUUUCUGUAGAAGAAAGAAUUUGCUGCUCACAGGUGGAAUGGAUCGAAUAAUUAGAGCCUGGAAUCCUUAUCUGCCUGGAAAACCAACAGGUAUGCUAAGAAGCCACAUGGCCCCAGUGAUCUACAUCCACAUAGCUUCUGAGGAUAACAAAAUAUUUUCCGUGUCCAUCGACAGCACCUUUAAGAUCUGGGAUCUAGAAAUGUAUAGCUGCUUGUUCACAGCUUCCUCCAAAGCCAGUGGCAUUAAGGGAGAGCUUACAGCCUGCCUCUACCUCCCAGGACCCCAAGUUCUGUGUGUGGCCACCAACACCAUGGCUCUGCUGCACCUGAGACUAAGACCUUCCCCAGAACCCCACCUGGUGCUUUCCCAUCAAGAGCCUGUGCUGUGCUGCAGGUACAACCCAGCCUUCAGGCAUGUGGUCAGCUGCUCCGAAGCAUCCAUGGUGAAAAUAUGGGACUUUGAAACAGGGAGACAGGUAUCUGAAUUCAUUGAGGCUCAUGGCCAGGCUGGGAUCACUUGUCUGACUUUUGACUCCAGUGGAAGAAGGUUAAUUACUGGAGGCAGAGAUGGUUGUCUGAAAAUAUGGAGCUACAACAACGGACACUGUCUACAUACCCUGAAGCAAGAUGAAAAACAAAGUGAACUCUGUGAUUGUACCUACAUGGAAGUGAACCAAAAAAAGUAUAUUAUAGCUGUUGGAUGGGACAGAAGAAUAAACGUGUAUUUUGAUGCACUGCAUAACUUUCACCACUUCUGGAAGCCACAGCCACACUGGAAGGAUGAUCUGAACCAUGGGCACAAGGAGGAUGUUCUCUGUGUGGUACAAUGCCCACCUUUUCUUCUGGCCACCUCCAGUUAUGAUGGAGAAAUUAUCAUUUGGAAUGUCAUCUCAGGCCAUGUGUACUGCAAGCUGAACACUCCUGGCCCCUCACAUGUCCUGGACCAUAAAGAAAGCCCAGACCUAAGUGUUUCCUGUCUUGCCUUUUUGAAGACUCGGGCAGCCAAGUUAGAUGCAUCUUCUGCUUCCCUCAUUGCCAAUGGACCUGGAGGUUCCGUCACCUUCUGGAGGUUGUUCAGUGGUGCUGGCAUUUGUGCGCACUUCACUCCUUCCAGAGAAAGAGCCCAGGUGAGCAGCAUCGCAGUGACAGAGGGAGAUGCCCUUGUCUACCUGGCUGACCAGCAAGGCUUUGUGCGCGUCUACGACAUCAAGGACUACGGCCUGUGGGGAUCAGAGCUGCAGCCUCCCAAGAAUGUGACCUUCUGGAGGGCUCAUGUGAGCACGGUGACAUCUUUAGAGCUGAUAGACAAAGAAAAUAUUCUGCUGUCAUCUUCCCUCGAUCGCACAGUGCGCCUGUGGACCAGGGACGGAGCGUACAUAGGAACCUUUGGGCAGAGUAACCCCUGGGAUAUUUUUAUUCCUGCAUCCUGGAGUCACCCAAGAAUCCCCUCUGAGAUUCUGACAGAUCCCCAGAGCAUGCCUACUCACACUGCUCUACAAGAAGAUGCUCCUUCCAGGCUCAGAGCAGGGCAAGAGGAGCAGGAUGAUGUGCUGGAGAAGACCUGGGCCGAGCCUGAAAAGGCCUCUGAGCUUUCCUCUCCAGAACAGUUCAUCCCUGAAGUUGAGAAGAAAGAAGACAUAAACCAAUGGCCUGAAUUUUCUUAUGGCAGAGAGCUGCCAGCACAGAUCAAGCCUUGUGUGAAGACCCCUGAGCCCGGAUGGCCCAGAGUCUACCAGGCCCUCCGAUGCCAUGAAGUCACCUGCACGUCAGCCCUUGGGGAGAAGCCAGAUCUGUCUGUCAUUAACUCUGAAGUGCUGAAUGUACAUUUCCUUAUGCAGGAAGGAGAAGGCAGUGGAGCUACUCAGGAUUCCUGGUCUGAUGGCAGUUCCUUUGUCUGA
Molecule: messenger RNA, 2301 nt
Organism: Octodon degus (degu)
Lineage: Eukaryota; Metazoa; Chordata; Mammalia; Rodentia; Octodontidae
Product: WD repeat-containing protein 49-like
Exons: 21
Coding region: 1-2301 (766 amino acids)
Molecular function (GO): protein binding
Source: RefSeq, a predicted model, not a curated record